CAAAUUAUCCCGCAGUUCCUGGAGCUCUGCAGCUCCCUGACGGAGGAACACCCGGAGGUCCUUCCUUUCUUAUCCAACCGUCACCAAAAAGCUUCCACCGAUUUCCUUUCCUCGGCCGAAUUCCGGAACAUCCUGGCCCGUUGCCUUGCCCGCGUCCGCGCCCGCCGCACCAAAGUCUACGUGUACAUCAACGAACUGUGCACCGUGCUCAAGGCCCACACACUACGCAGGAAACUCAACCUGGCCUCCGCUCCUCCAUCCCCACCUCCCACCACCACCACCACCAACACCACCACCAUCGCCGCCGGCUCAUCCAAAGCCUCCCCGUCUCCCGGCUCCAUCACCCCGCGCCCCCCGAGCGGUUCCAAACGUCAGAUCCGUUAUUUAGAGAACCUCCUCCGCGUUUACACGGGCGAAAUCCGUCGGUUGCAAGAACGGGAGUUGGAUUUGGCCGAAUUGGACAGCGAGGAUUCGUCGUACCUGCAGGAGAGCCGCUUGAAACGCAAGAUGAUGCGCAUCUUCCAACGCCUGUGCGACUUGAAGCAGUGCAGCAGCCUGACGGGUCGCGUCAUCGAACAGCGCAUCGCCUACCGGGGCACCCGGUACCCGGAGGUCAACCGUCGCAUCGAACGGUUCAUCAACCGCCCCGAGGCUUUUCCCGAUUACAGCGACAUCUUGAAGGUGAUCCAAAAAGCCAGCGCCAGGCACAGCUUGGGUUUGGCGAGGAGGCAGAUGGAGAGCAUGGCUCAGGAUGCUUUCCGGGAGGUGGGGAACCGCCUGCAG
Molecule: messenger RNA, 783 nt
Organism: Meleagris gallopavo (turkey)
Lineage: Eukaryota; Metazoa; Chordata; Aves; Galliformes; Phasianidae
Source: RefSeq, a predicted model, not a curated record